Meleagris gallopavo (turkey) is the source of this 2597-nucleotide messenger RNA. NCBI's taxonomy places the organism in Eukaryota, Metazoa, Chordata, Aves, Galliformes, Phasianidae. The record is from RefSeq and is a predicted model, not a curated record.
AUGUGGCCCAACACCCUGCGUGUCAGCAUGUCCCGCAUCAAUGGCAUCACCCCAGAGAUGGCAGCACCCACGGGACCCUUCCGGAACGUGGGUUUGUCCAGGGCAGCCCAGACCCACCGACUGAGGAAGCUGCGGACCCCCUCCAAGUGCAGGGAAUGCAACAGCUACGUGUAUUUCCAGGGGGCAGAAUGUGAGGAGUGCUACCUGGCGUGCCACAAGAAGUGCUUGGAGACCUUGGCCAUCCAAUGCGGGCACAAGAAGCUCCAGGGGAAGCUGCAGCUUUUUGGGCAGGACUUCCUGAAGGCGUCUCAGGGCAGCGCUGACGGCAUCCCCUUCAUCGUUAAAAAGUGCAUCUCUGAGAUUGAGAAGCGGGCGCUGAAAACCAAGGGCAUCUACCGAGUGAACGGCGUGAAGACCCGCGUGGAGAAGCUCUGCCAGGCCUUUGAGAACGGGAAGGAGCUGGUGGAACUUUCCCAGGCGUCCCCACACGACAUCAGCAACGUGCUGAAGCUCUACCUGAGACAGCUGCCCGAGCCCAUCGUGCCGUUCCGGAUGUACAACGCGCUGAUGGGAGCAGCCAAGGAGAGCCUGCAGGGCGGCAGUGAGGCCAAAGGGAGGAGUGGGAAAGGGGGUCCGGAGCUGGUGGACAAAGGGGCCGACACCGACCGCGUGGUGGUGAACCUGGUGCUGAAACUGAAGGAGCUGCUGAAGGAGCUCCCGUGGGAAAACAUGGCCACGCUGCAGUACCUCCUGCAGCACCUGAGGAGGAUCGUGGAGGUGGAGCAGGACAACAAAAUGACCUCCAGCAAUCUGGGCAUCGUCUUCGGGCCGACGCUGCUGCGGCCACGACCCACGGAUGCCACCAUCUCUCUGUCCUCGCUGGUGGAUUACCCCCACCAGGCACGCGUCAUCGAGGCGCUCAUCAUCUUCUACCCCACCGUCUUUGAGGACAAGGACAGCACACUGACUGCUGAUGGCUCUGGAUUCACUGCAGAUCGCGAGGACGAGACCCCGGAUGAGCCCACGGCCGCUCCGUGCUCACAGCCCCCGAGGAAGGGCGACCUGGGGUACAACGUGGGAGCAUUUGGGGAGCCCUGCGAGAGAUCGGUGGACUCCGACUCAGAGCUGGAGGACGGCGGGGAGCCGGGGGGCAGCGGGCAGCUGAGAAAACAAGAGAGUGAAACGAGCACGGAUGAAGCUCCGUUCUACGAGGAGGGCAGCGAGGGGCAGCGCAGCCGCACCUGCAGCACCGGGCAGUCGGACACGGAGGGCUCUGCGCCGCGCUGCACUGCAGGAGAGCACAGCGACCCUGAAGAGGAGCCUGAGAGCAAUGCCACCACUGCAGCUCAGCAGUGAGAGCAGCCCCAGGCAGUGACGGCUCAGCUGAGAAAGCUCGUAUACGACGAUGGGCGUUUUCCUAUUCGGCCCUCCCCACGUUGCACGGUCUCAGGGCUUUGUGGAUGUAUAUUUGAUCUCCAAAAUCUAUGCUGUGAGAGCAGCGGGGGGAGAUGGAGGAUGCCUGAACCAAGCUACAGCCCCCUCCACUGUGAGCUUUUUGUCUUUUUUUUUUUGUGUGUGUAAGGUAACCCUUCGAUGCAAACCCACUACCUCUGCUGGCAACGGAACUCGAAGGGUUAAAGAGGACCAAAGUGGUUUUUAAGGUUAUGAAACUUUUCUGCACUGAAGCAUAGAAAAAAAAGAGCUUAGAAAGAGCUGAAAGCUGCUUUCCUCCCACCACUCUGCUCAUACCCAGACUGCUCCCCGCUGCCUUGAGAGGACCAGGAGCCCGGCUGGGUCCAAAGAAACUGCACACAUCCAAAGUUGUUCUCUAAUACCAUUCCUCAGUGAAAUGCUGGGUACUCCCUCAUCUCUUGUGCCACCUCCUCCUGUCUCAGUCCUCUGCUGCAGGCAGGGAGGGCAUCCACGCAGACCAGGCAGCAAAGGGAGAGCUGGGAUCACUUCUCAGCCAAGGAAGCCGAGCGGAGUGGUGUCCCAGUUGGAGAUGCACUGGGCUGGAAGGGUUAACAGAGCUCAUUAACGGAGGAUGAGGUGAUGGAGAGGAGGUGGGAUCCCUUUGGAGGAUCAUCUCCACCAGGAAGAGUGGGGCUGCUAAGGGCCACAGCUCUCAGAUUAGAAAAGCAUCUCAACACAAUAGAUAAAAGGUACACGAAACCAAAGUUCCAUUUACAGCCAACUGGUCUGUAACUGAGCCAAAGGAGAGCUACAGAUACCUGUGAGCACAUCUGCUCCACAGCUCUUCGCCACGAUGACGCUGGGUCCUUCCAGCACAUCACUCCCAUGGCAGCAGGAAAAUGAAGCUGAGUGCCACCUGUUGCUACCAGAACUGCUACUGCAGCGGUACCACGAGUGUGUGUGAGGAUGGAUGAUGGUGAAUGCGAGUGAAGGAAGGGACAAAAGCAAUGCUUGAGCUUCACAUGGUACCGAGCACCCUUCUAUUUGUAUAUAAAUUCAGCAUGGAAAAAGGAAAAAUGUCCUUUUGUGACAUGCCUGUGCUGCUGUACGAAGCUGCGUUCUGUGUUUCGCUGUGUUCAGACUGAUGUGCUUCCAGAAAGAAUAAAAUCCCUGUGUUCCAACCA